AUGGUUUCCUUUCACAAAACGCUGGCCGAGAGUCCUAGAACUGAAGUUCAUGCAGAAUUUGAAGCAUCAUCAAAGAAGAGAAAGUGGGAAGAGCCAUUUGCUGAAGAAUUCUUCAAGGACCAAAAUAUGGAGCUCCAACUCGAGACCCCGUUUCCUUCAGAUAAAUGGCGUCAAUACCUCAGUAUUCAGUCGGGGCAAAUACAGUUUUGUAACACAAGGGUGAAUAAGACAACAACAGAGGAUUCAAAAAGAAUCCCCGAACCACCUUCUGAUCACAUGAGCUUAAACCUUGAGCUGAACUUGACAUGUGAAUCACCGAGGAAGAAACAAGAAGACAGAUACUAUAUAAAUGAGAAGCAUAAUUCUGAUUCCCCUGUUAGAUUGAGUGAAAAUGAUGAUCUGUUUAUUGAAUCAAGCAAGUGUAAGAAAGAUUCAGAUAGUUUAAUUGGUUCUCCCUCAUGGUUAUCAUCAGAGGGAGAUUACAAAGAGAUGGUUGCAACAGUUUGCAUGCGAUGCCACAUGUUGGUAAUGCUAUGCAAGUCAUCUCCUUCCUGCCCUAACUGCAAAUUCAUGCACCCACCUGAUCAGAACCCUUCAAAAUUCUUGAAGAGAAGGUGCAGCCUCUUCUGCUAGUUAGGAACGUUGCAGAUACUGGUCUAGAAAUUUUCAGCUUUAUAUCACGGCAUGGUCCAAUCUUACGGCGUUAUCUUUUUUCUUUUUUACAUUUUC
Gastrolobium bilobum is the source of this 729-nucleotide messenger RNA. RefSeq lists its product as uncharacterized. NCBI's taxonomy places the organism in Eukaryota, Viridiplantae, Streptophyta, Magnoliopsida, Fabales, Fabaceae. The record is from RefSeq and is a predicted model, not a curated record. The transcript is spliced from 2 exons. Bases 1 to 633 code for a protein of 210 amino acids.